AUGUUUCACCUGAACCUUUCCAAGGCCCCGACCGCGCAGGAGGAGCUGAACUCUCCUCCCUCCAGCGCCUCGUCCCGACAAUACAGUGCCCGCAUCUCGGCCCAGAAGGAGAAGAACAGCAGCAGCAAUCAGCAGCAGCAGGCCGAGACCUCCGCCGCCUCGUCCGAGGCAGCCGGUAAGAAGCGCAAGGCCGCUGGGCCCCUCGACAACCCCCGCCAGAUGCAGAAGCUCCCCAUGAAGAGCACCGCCAAGGAGUGCGGCCGCAGCGCCCUACCCGACUUCUUCCUCCUCAAGCACGACCCCCGCGCCCAGGUCGGUGCGCCCUACGUCGCCCGGCUGGAGGAGUUGAAGCCCGCUUAUGUCAACCUCUGCAUCGAGCGGGGUGCCAUCCCCGGCGAUGCGCUCGUGCGCGUUGUCGACAUCAGCUACGGCGACGGACGGUACAUGAGCCAUGCCGUCGUCGACAUCGUUGACGAGCACCACCCCGGUGCGUCGUCCGACGCUGGCCCUUCGCCUCCCCGGGUGACCAGGUCUGCUGGUGGUCCCGAGCCUUCUGCUCGUCGCGGUGGGGACUGA
Molecule: messenger RNA, 576 nt
Organism: Geosmithia morbida
Lineage: Eukaryota; Fungi; Ascomycota; Sordariomycetes; Hypocreales; Bionectriaceae
Exons: 1
Coding region: 1-576 (191 amino acids)
Source: RefSeq, a predicted model, not a curated record